AUGGCUUCGCAGCUUCCUCCGGACGUCCUGCGUAAGAUUUUCCGGCGGCUGACCGGCAAGCGCCGCAAAGCCGCGUCGCUGGUCUGCAGAGAGUGGUACCUGGCCGAAGCUGACACGCGGCGCCACCUCAAGGUUUCCGACUCCGACCACGUGACCCGCCUGGUUAGCCGCUACCCCGCGCUAACCGACCUGGACGUCCGAAGCUGCGGCAUGGACAUCACGGACGGGCUGCUCGAGGAGUUUCUCCCUGGCUGCCAAGGGUUAGAGAUCCUUAACCUGGGUCAGAAGCGGUUCACCGAGGAGUACCGGGAGAUCAUGGAGGAGGUGCACCCCGCUCUAGUUCGGGAAGGGGAGGCAGGCCGCCUGCUAACCGACGACGGUCUGGACACGUUAGGGGCUAACUGCCGAAGGCUGAAGUACCUCUCGCUGGCGUACCGCUCAGAGGUGACGGGGCGGGGGCUGGAGAGCGUGACACGUGGCUGCUGCGAGCUGCGGGUGCUGAACCUGACGUACUGCAAGCGGGUCGACGACCGGGCGCUGGCGGCGAUCGGGACGCUAACGAAGCUCCGGAAGUUGUUUCUGGUGGGGUGUGCGAUGUUCAGCGACGAGGGGUUGGUGAGCCUAAGUCGGGGGCCGGCAGCGGAAACGCUGGAAUGCCUGGAGAUCAAGGAUUGCAACCAGCUGGGGGAACGAGGGCUGGAGAGCAUCGCCUCGUUAACUAGACUGCGAGUGCUCGACCUGGAGGACUGCAGCCCCGGACUGAAGGAUCCUGUGGUCGCGAAAAUAGCAAAGGGGUGUCCGGAUCUGGAGAGCUUAAAUUUGGCGAAUUGUCAGUGGGUGACUGACGAGGGCGUGACGAGUCUAUGGAAAGGCUGCCGUCGGUUGACCAAUCUGUGUUUGUCAAACCUAGAGGCUAUAACGGACAGGGCCAUCUCGGAGCUUGCGGAAAAUCUGGCAGGCCUGAGGUGCCUAAGCGUAGAUGGGUGCCUUCCGAUCAUAGCCUUGGGCUUUCCUAAGCUCUUGCAGUGUCUCUCUCGUGAGGUCGUCUGGAGGUCAUAUCAACAACAACAAGAUUGCGCCUACGUCUUGGCUAUCAUAGACUCGCGCCUUCGAGCUCUCUUUCGGCUGCUUCGCAUCGCCAAAAUGGCAGAAGACAAGCCUUUAGUGACGGUGUUCGGGGCGACAGGUUUACAGGGCAAGAGUGUCGUCAAGGCCCUGAUCAAGAGUGGCAAGUACCGUGUGCGGGGCGUUUCAAGGCAGAACCCCAAUUGUGAGAAGCUGAAGCCCCUACGGGAGCUUGGAGCAGAGCCCUUCCAGGCCGACCAGAAGCACAAGGAUCAGGUCGUAGCAGCAUGUGAUGGAGCAUACUCUGUCUACAAUGUGACAGAUUCCUCCGCUCUUGGACCUCACGAGGUGGAGGUCGGUACCGCAGUUGCGGAGGGAGCGAAGGAAGCGCGCGUCACGCAUUUCGUCUGGAGCACCCUGCCGAAUGUAGAAGAGCAAAGCGGUGGCAAGUACGAUGUGCCGGUUUUCACGAACAAGGCCAAGGUGGACCCGGUGGUCCGCAAGCAGCGUUUCAAGUACCACACUUUCGUGAUGCCGGCGUCGUACUACCAGAACUGGGGCAUGAUUCCGGGCCUCGUCAAGACCCGGCCGGACGGAACGGUCACCUUCACGGUGCCCCUGGACGAGAACACGCGCCACACCGGGUAUGACGUCAGCGACACGGGGCCAGCUGUCGUCACCAUCCUGGAGCACCCCGAGGAGUGGCACGACAAGCACGUCCCUCUGGCGGGCUAUCACGCGCCCUUCAAGAAAUGGAUCAAAGAUUUCUCCAGGGUGACCGGCAAAAAGGCGGUGCUCGAGCGCGUUCCAGACGACGAAGCAGCGAUCAAGGGCUCAGAGCGGAACGGGAAGAAAGUUCGCCGAAUCCCUUCUGUGCAGAAUCAGAUCACCUUGUUUGCGUGGUUCCGAGAGUUCUCGUACUACGGCGACUUCUACAUCACCUUAGGCCGCCGCGCGUAUCCUGGGAUGAAGGACUGGCCGGAGUGGCUGCGUGAAAGCGGGUGGAAAGGGGAGACCCUACUGUAG
Messenger RNA from Klebsormidium nitens, 2091 nucleotides. The record is from the annotation of a GenBank genome assembly. Lineage: Eukaryota; Viridiplantae; Streptophyta; Klebsormidiophyceae; Klebsormidiales; Klebsormidiaceae.